AUUACUCAGCUGCUGGCCAGGCUUCUGAGAGACUGCCCAAUUCUGCAGUCCAAGGUAGGACUUUUCCUCUCACUGCUCUUCACCUGCCGGUUUUUGCUGCUGUUUCUGCGGGUGCGUGAGCAGGAAGAGCUGCAGUGUGUCAGUGAUGAGCUGAAACCCGUAAAGGAGGCUGUCAGAGGGGAGGAGAGGCAGAUGGAGACGGAGAGACAGACGGAGAUGAAGAUGCAGGGUGUCCGAGUCAGCGGUAACAGCAGGAGGAGGAGGAAGAGGAGGAGGGGGAGGAGGAGGAGGAGGAGGAAGAGGAGGAGGAAGAGGAGGAGCCCGAUGGGCUGCACAGGUGGUGUCCAUUUACCUGGCCAGCAGCUGAGUAAUCUUGGAGGAAAAAAAAGUCUGGCGGCGAGUCAUGCCCACGAUCCAGCCCCGAGCAUCUCACCAGCCUUAGACCAGGACCCCGCACCCUGCGGAACCGGUUUAUCCCCACCCCCCACCCCCCCACAGAGGGAUGGAGCGCUCCUGAUCCCGGCCCGACGUCAGGGAGAACUGGGCUUUUCCUCGCAUCUGGGAUCCGUGCGGACGCGUGCAGGCCUGAGCAUGUCUACGCGGGAGAAGGGGGUUCUCACCAAAGACAGCGUCAGCCUGCUGCCCUGUUUCUAUUUCGUGGAGCUCCCCAUCCUCAUUUCGUCCGCGGUCAGUCUCUACUUCCUGGAAUGGACGGAUGUGUUUAAGCCAGUGAAGUCUGGCUACAACUGCCAUGACCGCAGCCUGAGCCUGCCCUACAUCGACCCCAACCAUGAAGUCAUCCCCUUCCUGAUGCUGCUCAGCCUGGCCUUUGCUGGACCAGCCAUCACGAUAAUGGUUGGAGAAGCCAUCCUGUUCUGCUGCCUCUCUCGGAAGAAGAGUGGAGCCGGGGCUGAGGCCAACAUCAACGCUGCAGGCUGCAACUUCAACUCCUUCAUACGCAGAGCCAUCCGCUUUGUUGGUGUUCAUGCAUUUGGCCUUUGUGCCACCGCCCUAAUUACUGACAUCCUCCAGCUAAUGACUGGCUAUCCAGCUCCCUACUUCCUUACUGUGUGCAAGCCCAACUACACCACACUUAAUGUCAGCUGUGAGCAGAACCCCUAUGUCAUGGAGGAUAUCUGUUCUGGGGCAGACCCGAGAGCCAUCAAUCAGGGCAGAAAAUCCUUCCCUUCGCAGCACGCUACUCUCGCAUCCUUUGCUGCCGUCUAUGUUUCGAUGUAUUUCAACAGCACACUGACAGACUCAUCCAAGCUACUUAAGCCCCUGCUGGUCUUCUCCUUUGUUAUGAGUGCCAUCAUUUGUGGUUUGACCAGGAUUAUUCAGUACAAGAACCAUGCGAUUGAUGUUUACGUCGGAUUCCUGCUUGGAGGUGCUAUUGCUGUGUACCUGGGAUUGUAUGCAGUUGGAAACUUUCAGUCUAGUGAAGAGGUCACCACCAGUCCUCCACCGCUGAUACAUCACCCCACUUGCUCUUUGCCUCAUGUAAGUCAAGAGGCCAUUAUUCACCACCUACAGAUGAAAGCGGGUAUGGCCGGUGAACCUGGCAUACCGACCUCCCAUUCUGAAGGCUUGCUUCACAGAGCACUGCAACAACAGAGGCCUGACGACAGCCUAAAGUCCUCUGGUGCAGACGUGGAAGUGAUCUCCCAAUGCAACCCCCAUAGCAAAGAUGCUAUGAUGACUUUCAGCCACACACUCCCUCGGGUUCACACUCCUCAGGCCAUAGCGGCAUAUGAGGAAGCCGCCAGACGCCACGCUGCCACUCUCCACCAUGCCUCCAUGGACUCCAGCCGCUCAAAGCAGCUUCUGUCCCAAUGGAAAAGUAAGAACAACAACCAUAAGUGCUCCAUGCUGGUCACAGAGUCCUUCUCCUCCUCCGUAGACUCAUCAUCAGGUCAAUCCUCCCAGCAUCCCCACCACCAUAGCAGCAUGGAGCUUCGGUCUAGCUCUGAACCAUCAGCCAUGGGCCUGAAUGGUUGCCUUGAUGGCCAUGCGUACAUGUCUAAGCUGCCUACUGGUGUAAGUACCACCCUGCCCAGUAACUGCAGCGGCAUUGCCGGAGGAACCCGGGUAUCGAUGCAGUCUAGGCCUGGUUCUUCGCAGCUAGUCCACAUACCAGAGGAAGCCCAUGAGAAUUACAACAGGACAAUUGAAGGAGAAGGAAGUGAGGUCAUGCCACCAGAGCAUAGUUCUGUUCAGGCUAACUGGCAAAGGGCAGCUGAGAAGACUACAGCGUGCAGGACUAAAGAAAAUAUGCAGAACAUCCAGCCUCGAAUCAUGCAAGUUAUUGCUAUGUCUAAGCAGCAGGGGCUACUACAAACUCAUUCCAAGAGCUUAGAUGAGAGCAGCAUAGGCUGCAACAGUAAUGGUAGUUGCCAGGGUUCUAUUCGUUAUAAGGGCCUCACCGAUCAAGAGCCAACCUGCACUACAGGGCCAAGUUCACUGGCUAGCACUACAGGCAGUAUUUCAGGAAGCACUGGAGCAAUUGUGAGAGUAGAAGCCCACCCUGAAAAUAACAGACCAAUGAUCCAAGCCCCGUCCACAGAUGGAAGUGGGUCAUGGCGAUGGCGGUCCCUGGAUCAUGGCACAGGGACUGGGGGUAGUACAGGAUCGAGCGGAGCUGGUAUUGUAGCUCAAGGACAGGGAAGUUUGAGGCCGUCUUUUGAGCAUAAUGAUCUAAAUGUAGACUCUGAGAGCUCAGACUCAGUCCGUGAUGGGUCAAUUGACAGGAAGCGUAGCAAUCACAUUGUUACCACCACUUCUACUGUUGGCACGCCACCCAUUGUAACUGUUCACACCCAGAGCGCCGGUCAGUCAGAACAGAGGGCCCACCCUCAGGGCCUCUCGACCAUAAGAGUCACUCCUGGGGAUGGCAGUGGCUCGGGAUCUGGAGGAGGUAGUGGAGGAGCCGCAGAGACCACAUCAGAAAUUCCCUCAGUGGCUUCGAGUCGUGAGUCCACACUGCGGAGGAAAGGCAAAAGUAUCAUCAUGAUCCCAGAGAGAGCCAAUAGCCCCGAUAAUGCCCUGAACAUUUUCUACAAGGGCACAUCAAUUACUCCAGUUUUUAAAGAUUAAAAUACAAAAUAGCUGAAAUAUCCCAAUGCAGCAGUGGAUGAUGGGUAGCUGAAGAGACAGAAGUCAGUAUUAAUUAUCAAAGUAUAUACCUUAAAAAGAAGAGAUUUUAUGUAGCAUGAUUUUUGUACAUGUUUACACGAAAGCACAACCGUUUAAGUGUUGUAGAAAUAAUCACUGUGUUCUUUUGUGGUCAAUCUAGACGAAACCUAUUGUAAUGUUAAUGCUGUAACAGUAGCUAUUGGGGAGGGGAGAACCUUUUUUAAAUGAGCUGUAUGUUUUGGAUUACAGAGAAAACACAAAAAAAAAUGUUAAACUGAGUCAGGCAGUUACAUUUAAAAUGUAAUUCACCUCUGCAAAAUGAUUUAAUCAUAGCUGUAAAACCAAUGUUUACUUCCCUGCAUUGUAAAUACGGUCCAUGCCUGAAAGUGGUGCUACACCAGCAAUUGCUAUUUACAUAUAAUAUAACAUAAUCCGAAUAGAAAAAUAAUUAUUUUACAUAUAUUUACAAAUAAGAAAAAUAAUAUUUAACAUGUUUUCUAUUGUGCAUCUGUACAAACGCCACACAUUCAACAGAAUACUGUUUGAACCAUAAGUGUGCUUAGAGGUCCUCCUGUAGCUAUGAAAUCAAAUAUGAAGUGACUUGCACUGAAAUAAGCGUUUACUUUGCCCUCUAAAUUGUAUAUCCCAAUCUUCAUUCAUAUUAAACUGUACAUACUUUUUUCAAAAAUCUAUGUAACACAUAAACAACACGAAGUAGAAAAAAAUUAAUUCUCAUCAUGUGAUAGAAAUCAUAUCUUUCAAAAAGUUAGAGAAAAUCUUGAUCUCAAGUAUCUUAACAAUGUUUUUGCCAUUUUGUGAACCAUCUGAAAAUUAAACCAUAAGUAAUUUCAUAUUAAGCCAAAACAAAGACGGACAAAUACAUUUUAUCAAAAUUGUUAAACCGCUGUGAACUAUUUACAUGCAUUGCACUAGCAUACUACCCAAUUUUUUCUUUUUAAAAAUGGAAUUUUAUCCCUAAUUCAUUUAUCCCUAAGCCAGUUUUCUACUUCUGCUUGAGCUAUUGUUUACGGUUGCUAGGUUACACGUUUUCCUGUUGAUUUAAAUGUUUGUUUUUUUGUCACUGCAGAUUUCUUUACCUUUGAUAAAAGGAAAUGGCUGAGGUGGAUCAUUGGUUAGAUAACAUGAAUUAUGAAUUAUUAGAGAAUCAAGGCGUAUAAGUACCUGCACAGCAACAAUUUCAAAACAGUGAAACAAGGCAAUUGUCUUUUUCUUAAAGCGGCCACAGAGCGGAGCCAGAGUAUUUGACAAGCUAAACACUGAACGUGGGUCAAGCAAAGGGAAGAGACAAUCCCUGUCACUGAUCUGGAUAUCAGAAUGUUUAGAUCCCUGAAACAGAAACACUGGGCUGAAGGGAGGCUGUGACCAUGGCAUCAUGCUGCCCGCUAAGUGUUAAAGCUUUGUGUGGCCUUUAUGGCCCAGUAUCACACACAAUAUUAACAAAAAAACAUUAGAAAAAUAAGAAGCUGUAUAUGACAACAAAUUUAAAAAACAACUAAUUAAUAUGAUGCGGGAAAAAGAACAAAUGUGCAGAACAUAUUCAUUUGAAAAAAUGUACUGAAUGCAAAGCAACUGACCUUAAAGGAAAAAUAAUGGAUAAUUUUGAAGAAUAUUUAUCUCACUUUAUUAUUAAUUAAGUAACCAAGUCAACUUCUAGUUUAUAUUUUCAGAAAUGUUGGACCAAUAAAAUAGAGCAUGGUGAAGAAAUGGUGUCUCUUAAGACAAUAUUUCUUAACAUCUUGUUCGUUGUCUUAAUUUUUAAAGGACAAUCAUAGCGUUAUAAAUUGAACUUGGAUCAAAACAUAUGAAAAUCAAAACAGAUGAAAAGAUCUUGAUGUGGAGGUACAGAUGACUAAAGUGUUAAUUCCCCACUGGUGAUUGUGUCAAACACCAAAGGCAUAUUCUUUAAUAAUAACAGGAAAUAGACAAUGUGACAUAAAUUCUGAAUAAGUGGCAAUUUGAGUUCAAUAAUUGGCUCAUGGAAGUAGCAAUCUCUAAUGGCAGCCUACGUAUGCUCUUACAGAGACCUGUGGAUGGUAACAAUUAGAAAAAGUAUUAACCUUAUUCCUGUGUACAAUUAAAUCGUGCCAUAAUCAACUGUAUUCAUCGUAGCAAAACAUUUGUAAUGGAGUUGGAUUGACAGUAAAGCUAGUUAUGUAGCAGUUUUCUACAGGACAGCAAUUAUCAGUUUAUUUCAAUAUGUGCUUUUGCUAACAGGAAUAACAAAGUGAAAUGCGAUUUUUGUUUUUAUUCCCUCUUCACCUUCACGUGCUUGAAAAAAAGCACAGCACAUUCUUCCAAAUAUUGUAUGUGCUGUCAUUUCUUAUCGUGUAACCAGCAGUUUAACUGUUUGUGUGCCAUAAAGUAGCUUACAUUGCGGCACAUAUCAGUUAUUUCUGUCUUAGACUGUCUACGUUUUUCGAUAUUUGGCAUAAAAACUUCAAUGUUGGCACCAAAAGUACCAUUAAAACGGUGCAAUAGUAGAGAGAUUAUGUGAAAUUUGCCAAAGCAAAGUUUUUCAUAGUUUAUCUAAAUGAGUCAUAAAAUGUUAUUUGUAUACACUAUUAGUAUCGCAGCCUGCAUUAUAUUACACACGAUCAUUUUGUAUUUCAGAAACUCCAGAGAUUUGCAUGUUUUUUUGCAUAUUGUAUAGCGCAAGAUUUGUAUCAUAAAUGUGCUUCUUUUUAUUUAAGAAAAAAAUAUGUUGUGUUUUAGGUGUUUCACGUCGAGGUUCAUAUAAUAACCUUUUAAUCUCAGUACCAUUAAUUACCCCUUUGGGUAAUUACAAACGGCUGAAAACGGCCAUAAGGUCGAGCAAAGUUUUUUGUGUUCCAAAAAUGAAGCCAACAGAAAAAAAAACGUUGCCAUCUCACACUUUGGAAUCUUGUGGCACUGGUCAUGGAAUUGUGGCACUGCUGUAUUUUUUGUGCUGUAAGAAAAUGUUACUAUUACACGUUGUGUGGUAAAACUGGAUGGAGGAAUAAAAUAAAAUGCAGUUUUCAUACAAGAAAAAUUUAUAUGAUCUUAGAUAACUACAAUAUAUUUUCUUAAACUAUAUUUCUUUUAUCAACAAAUCCUGCAAGCUCAUCAAAACGUACCAUUUUAUGACUGCUGCUCCCAAACUAACCUCUUGGGUUUUUACUAAAGGCGUGGCUCAUUAAUGUUUUCUGAAGGAGAUUUCAUGAAAUAAAAAUAAAAAAUACAAACAGUUUUCAAGGAUUACAUGUCAUGAGUAUAACUUUGCAGCAGAUGUUUAUUCUUUUUUUCUCUUUUCUGUGAAACCAGCCUGUGUGAUGUCACUUGAUCAUAGUCGUCUUGCUAAAUUUGAAAGGGAAAGGUUGUGAGGUGCAAAAGUUAGAAGAUGUAUUAUAAAGAUCAAAGCCUUAAAAGUGUUCAUACUCCCUUUAGGGUGACACAAAAAAACUAAACGUCACUACAAGAAAACAUAUCUUACGAAUAUGCAGAUUUGGCAAAAGAAAUGUCAUUUUUGUGUCUGAUUUUUAUUUGUUCCAAAAUUUUGUGAAAACCAAGAGUGUAAAAUGGCACUGAUCCAGCGGUAAGAACUGUGAAUGGAUGAUCUUUGCAUGUGUAGACUGUUGUGUUGUCCCUGAAUGAAAAAUAAAAGUUUUCUGAAACUGUGAUGAGCUGUAUCGGUUGUAUGCAUAAAAAAUACAAAAUAAUGUAUGUGCACAUCAUUUCAGUUUAAAAAAGAAAA
Menidia menidia (Atlantic silverside) is the source of this 6865-nucleotide messenger RNA. The record is from the annotation of a GenBank genome assembly. Lineage: Eukaryota; Metazoa; Chordata; Actinopteri; Atheriniformes; Atherinopsidae.